Molecule: messenger RNA, 1494 nt
Organism: Porites evermanni
Lineage: Eukaryota; Metazoa; Cnidaria; Anthozoa; Scleractinia; Poritidae
Source: the annotation of a GenBank genome assembly
AUGAUACAAAAAAGCAGAAACGAAGUUAUGUCUGCAGAAAAGAAUAUGAAAGAGACUGUGAACGAAUAUAUCUGUGAAUUGCAACAACACGAGAGGACCAUGAACGACAAGUUUGCUGAAAUUUAUGAAGCGCAACAAAAACAUCAAUUAACGCAACUAGAAAAUUUUGAGUUAUUUUUAACUCAACUGAAAAGUUGCGUUGAGCGGGGUGAGAGUAUCAUUGAAAGAAACAUCAGCGCUGAAAUUGUGCAAACUAAUCAGACCAUUAUUAGACGCUGUGAAAACCUGCUAAAUGGGAAAAAACCGGAAAUUUAUCGACCUUCCCAUGUGUAUUACGUGGUGGACAGGAAAGUGAAUGUUUUUGAUCGCAUUCUGAGCCUAAUAAGCAUUAGUGAUCCGUCGAUUUCGUUACUUGAGGUGGAAAGUCAAAAAGAUGUAACAGAAAAAAAAGAAACAAAUUUCUCCAUUGUAACUAGAAAUUCGAAUGGGAAGCAAUGUUAUCAGGGAGAUGUUGAAUUAGAAGUCAAAAUUUUCACUCCAGCAGAUGAUCAACUAAAAACAGAGAUAAAAGACACCAGAGACGGCAAAUACACAGUGACAUACACACCACAAUGUCUUGGACAACAUAGAGUAGAUAUCCAAGUUAAUGGACAGCUGCUGACUUGUAGUCCCUGGUUUGUGCAGGUAAUUCCGCAUCAGUAUCAAUUUUCUUUUCAGUUUGGAUCAAAAGGGAAAGGGCAGGGGGAGUUUGGCCAUCCAUCCUUAAUUGCUGUAAGUGAUAAAACGGGAAGGAUUGCUGUGACCGAUACCGAAAAUGACAGAAUUCAGAUUUUUGACUUCGAGGGAAGAUUCCUUGGAGUAAAGCUUCCUGCCUCUUUCGUAUUUACUGGAUCUGAUGGAGGCUUUAUUUACUCAGUGGUGGAAGACAAUGAACAAAUUUUCCUGUGUACUGAAAAUGGUCAGCACAUUAGGAGCAUUGACCGUAAACAAUUAAAUGAACCAACCUGUGUUGUUUUAGAAAAUGAUGGCCGGCUCAUCAUAUGUGACUUAAAGGGUAAAAAAGUUAAAGUACUUACUCCUGAUGGAAAACAUGUACUUUGGUCGUUUAGCGCUCCAGGUUGUGAUGUAGGUCCGGUUUAUGCUGUUCAUCACCGGGACAAAUUAUUUGUUUCAUAUCCAGAUGCUAACCGUGUCAUGGCAUUCAACAACAUUGGAGAGUAUGUCCAUGACAUUGGCAGCGAAGGAUCCGGUGACGGGCAGUUGAUGUUUCCCUCUGGACUCGUUAUAGACAAAUUUGGCCAUCUCAUCGUUUGCGAUACAGGAAAUAGAAGACUGCAACUUUUUACACUUGAUGGCAAAUUCAUCACGAGGAUAUCAGAGAGCUUUUUCGAAAAUGGCGUUCUUGCUUCUUGUGCCGUGUCUAACAAUGGACAUUUGUUUGUUUCUGACAUCGAUAAAAACUGCGUUUAUGUUUUCAAUUGCAGCUCUAAGUAA